Messenger RNA from Staurois parvus, 324 nucleotides. The record is from the annotation of a GenBank genome assembly. Lineage: Eukaryota; Metazoa; Chordata; Amphibia; Anura; Ranidae.
CACCGGGUCCUGGAUGGAGAUUCCCCACCAGCCCCCGGCGAUUGCCAAGUAACACUGACAGGGGAGAGACCUGUGUGUAGAGAACACAGCACAGGAGAGAAAUACACAGCAGCAUGUUUCCCUAGUAAAACACACACAGCACAUUAUGUAAAACAGCACACAGUUAACACUUUGAUCGCCACAGAUGUUAACCCCUUCCUGCUCAGUGUCAUUAGUACAGUGUCAGUGCUUUUUAUUAGCACUGAUCACUGUAUUAGUGUCAUUGGGGAUGUCAGUGGCCGUUAGUUAGUUCCCAGACAAUGUCAGAAUGCCCACCACAGUGCC